AUGACUUCACGCCCUCACACAGCCGACCCGACUGUUCUCCUUUCCACCUCGUCCGCUUCCUCAUCCUCGUCCUUGGCCACCAGCUUCACCUUCCCCGCCAGCACCACCAGUCUUGCUGCCAUCACCAACAACACCAACACCAACACCAACACCAACACCACCUCCACCUCCACCUCCACCUCCACCUCCACAUCCACAUCCACAUCCACCUCCAACACCUCCAACACCACCUCCACCGCCAGCCUAACUAGCCCUGCCAACAUCUCUCUUCGACAAACUCCCACCACCACUAUUGCUUCCACGCGCCCUGCCGUCGAUGCUCGUCCAAACCGACCCGGACUAGUCUCGCGCGCUUCCGAGAGCUCGACCAAGACGAUCCGACCCCGCCAUCACCUUCGCAUCAAGUCCUCGAGUCUCAUCCCGACCCUGUCCAUGCCCAACGUCGACCGCGAACCCACCACCACCCGACCCUCCGCCGCCUCCACCACCAACAUGGCCUCGUCUGCCACCGGCAACCCUUCUUCAGGCGCCGCCGACUUGCUGCGGCAAGCCAUGAUGCAGAGGUAA
Plenodomus lingam JN3 is the source of this 567-nucleotide messenger RNA. Lineage: Eukaryota; Fungi; Ascomycota; Dothideomycetes; Pleosporales; Leptosphaeriaceae. The record is from RefSeq and is a predicted model, not a curated record.